UCUCAACCUAUCAACGACUAAGCCUGUAGAGGGGUGAGGGGAAUGGGGCGGAGAAUGGGAGGAGACAGAGAGAGGAAGGAGGCGUAGGCUGAGGAGGAAGAGGGAGGAGGGGCAGGGAAGUCCAGGCGGAGAAGAGGGCCAAGACUCCAAAGGAGACAACAGGAGGAUGCGCUGGAGCUCCUCAGCUGCUCAACAGCCGUUCCUGAUCUCUUAAGGCGCAAGUCAGACAGACGGAGGAAAGGAGGAAGAGACUUUUAUGUCGGCAGACAGAGAAGCUCUACCCGUCACCGUUGCCUCACAUCCGGGACUUUGGAGGGCUGGCCCCCGCGGCCCCGCCCCCCCCUCGCGCCUUUCAUGGCGACCGGAGGCGGAGGCUGGAAGAGCUGGGUCUGGAGGAGGCCCCUUUAAAUCUCCUUAAAGGGGUGGCUACCGAUCUCGGCGGACUACAACGCCAGCCUUUAAAGGGGAAGCCGCUGAACUGACGCUGACAAAUUGAGAACUGUGCUGUUGGGAGAAUUGGAGCGAGUGGGAAUUCUCACCGCCUCUUCUCCCCCCACGCAAGAAGUCCUUUAAAUUCAGCUUAAAGGGGAAGUGGCCACUCGUGGAGGACUAGAAACUAACUCCCGAGCCCUUAAAGGGGCGGCCUGCUGUUUGGAGAACCCUGGACUCCUUAAAGGGGUGGCCUCUUUUAGCCGGAGGACUUGAGGCACUUUUAAAGGGGAGGUCUGCGUUUCGGGGCGAGCUUUCGGCCCCUUUUAAAGGGGUGGCCCUUCCUCUUCCUCGGGGAGACUUGUCUCGACCCCUGGCAGGGGGCGGCCACCGAACUAGGCCGGCCGGACACCGUCGGGUCGUCUUAAAGUGGCCAGGGGCCGGACAACUUGCAGGCCUUGCCUUAAAGGGACGGCCGCCCCGUUUUCGCCGUCUCGGCCCCACUGGCCCCACAGGGGGGGCCCUCAGGCUUGUCGCCCCGGGGGCGGCGCCGGCUCCCCGGGCCUUGGCCUUGGGGCAAGCUCGGGGCCAGCAGAUCCUGCUUUAAAGAGGAAGCCGUGGCCCUCUCGUCCCUGUGCAGCCGUCAGCGCCGCGCCUGCGACCCGGGGCCUGCGGACAGGCCGCUUCGGGCCCCGCCGCCUCCGGAUGCGGCGCUGAGGGCGGUCGCCAUGGAGACGGCAGCGGCCGCGGCUCCCGGCCCCGGCUGGGCCGCUGAGGGGGAGCGGCGGCGGCGGCGGUGCUCGCGCCGAGACCGAGACCGGGAGCAGCGGCGCCGCCGAGGUCCCGGCGGCGACGCGCCCCGGGCCCUGUUGGCCGCCCCGCGCGGAUCCUCGUCGUCGUCGUCGCCGCCGCCGCCCGCCAAGCCCUGGUCGUCAGCUUCGUCUGGAGAGCGGCCCGGAGGCCCGAGACGGCGGCGGCCGCGUCCCAGGCCUCGGCCGCCUCGACCCCGAGCUCGGAAGCGGCCUGCCGGCUCGGGGAGCCGUGGGGAGGAAGAAGAGGAGGAGGAGGAGGGGGGCGCAGACGAUGGGGAGGCCGAGGAGGAGCCUGAGGAGGAGGAAGAAGAAGAGGAGGACUUGAUCGAUGGCUUCGCCAUCGCCAGCUUCGCCAGCCUCGAGGCCUUGCAGAAGGAUGCGUCUCUUCAGCCCCCAGAGCGACUGGAGCAUCGGCUGAAGCAUUCUGGGAAGCGGAAGAGGGGGGGCUCCAGUGGGGCCACUGGGGAGCCAGGGGACAGCUCUGAUCGAGAGCCUGGCCGGCCCUCUGGGGAUCGUGCCCGAAAGUGGCCCAAUAAACGGAGAAGGAAAGAGGCCUCCUCCCGUCAUUCUCUGGAAGCUGGAUACAUAUGUGAUGCAGAAAGCGAUCUGGACGAGAGGGUCUCCGAUGAUGACCUCGACCCAUCCUUUACUGUCUCAACCAGCAAAGCCUCGGGCCCCCACGGCGCCUUCAAUGGGAACUGUGAAGCAAAACUCUCCGUAGUCCCUAAAGUGUCGGGCCUGGAGCGGAGCCAGGAACAGCCCCCAGGGCCCGACCCGCUGCUAGUGCCUUUCCCCCCGAAGGAACCACCGCCUCCACCGGCCCCUCGGCCUCCUGUCUCACCCCCUGCACCCCUGCCGGCCGCCCCCAGUCUGCCACCCCCACCCCAGCCCCAGCUGCAGCUUCGGGUCUCGCCUUUUGGCCUCCGCACUUCCCCCUAUGGCAGCAGCCUGGACCUCAGCACUGGCAGCUCUUCACGGCCGCCCCCCAAGGCCCCGGCCCCUCCCGUGGCUCAGCCUCCCCCCUCAUCAUCCUCUUCGUCCUCUUCCUCCUCAUCUGCCUCCUCCUCGUCCGCGCAGCUCACCCACCGGCCCCCGACGCCCUCACUGCCCCUGCCUUUAUCCACCCACAGCUUCCCCCACCCCGGGCUGCGGCCCCCCCCACCACCCCACCACCCCUCCUUGUUCUCCCCUGGCCCCACCCUGCCCCCACCCCCACCCCUGCUGCAGGUGCCAGGGCACCCUGGGGCCUCAGCCGCUAACGCCCUUUCUGAGCAGGACCUGAUCGGCCAGGACCUGAAUUCUCGCUACCUGAAUGCCCCGGGUGGCCCCGAGGUGGUGGGGGCAGGGGGCUCGGCCCGGCCCCUGGCCUUCCAGUUCCACCAGCACAACCACCAGCACCAGCACACCCACCAGCACACCCACCAGCACUUCACCCCUUAUCCCCCGGGCCUGCUGCCACCCCAUGGCCCCCACAUGUUUGAGAAAUACCCAGGAAAGAUGGAAGGCCUUUUCCGGCAUAAUCCGUACACGGCCUUCCCUCCCGCAGUGCCCGGCCUACCUCCGGGCCUCCCGCCGGCUGUCUCCUUUGGCUCCCUGCAGGGGGCCUUCCAGCCCAAGAGCACGAACCCCGAGCUGCCACCACGACUGGGGCCAGUGCCAAGCGGGCUUCCCCAAAAGGGGACACAGAUCCCUGACCAUUUCCGGCCACCUUUGAGGAAACCAGGGAAGUGGUGUGCCAUGCACGUGCGCGUGGCUUACAUGAUCCUGAGACACCAGGAAAAGAUGAAGGGCGACUCCCACAAGCUUGACUUUCGGAACGACCUCCUGCCCUGCCUUCCGGGGCCCUAUGGGGCCCUGCCCCCUGGGCAGGAGCUCUCCCACCCGGCCGCCUCCCUCUUCACUGCGACUGGUGCCGUCCAUGCUGCAGCCAACCCUUUCACGGCAGCUCCCGGGGCCCACGGACCCUUUCUGAGCCCCAGCACCCACAUUGAUCCCUUUGGGCGUCCCACAAGCUUCGCCUCCUUGGCUGCCCUCUCCAACGGGGCAUUUGGAGGCCUGGGCAGCCCCACAUUCAACUCCGGCGCCGUCUUUGCCCAGAAAGAAAGCCCAGGGGCCCCACCAGCCUUCGCCUCCCCCCCAGACCCAUGGGGCCGCCUGCACCGCAGUCCUCUGGCCUUUCCUGCCUGGGUCCGGCCCCCUGAGGCGGCCCGGACACCAGGCUCAGACAAGGAGCGGCCUGUGGAGCGGAGGGAGCCCUCUGUCACUAAGGAGGAGAAAGACAGGGACCUUCCCUUCUCACGGCCCCAGCUCCGAGUUUCUCCAGCUACUCCCAAGGCCCGGGCUGGCGAGGAAGGGGCCAGGCCAGCCAAGGAGUCCGUGCGGGUGAAGGAAGAGCGGAAGGAAGAGGCUGCCGCCGCCGCUGCCGCUGCCGCUGCCGCCGCCGCCGCCGCCGCCACCACCGGGCCUCAAGGUCUUCACCUGCUGUUCGAGAGGCCUCGGCCACCCCCGUUUCUGGGCCCUAGUCCUCCGGAGCGCUGUGCUGGCUUCCUGGAGCCAACCUGGUUGGCAGGGCCCCCUCGCCUUGCUAGACCACCCCGCUUCUAUGAGGCGGGUGAGGAGCUGACUGGACCAGGGGCCGUGGCCGCUGCCCGCCUCUACGGUCUGGAGCCUGCCCAUCCCCUGCUCUACAGCCGCUUGGCUCCUCCGCCACCGCCGACCGCGGCCCCGGGAACCCCUCACCUUCUCAGCAAGACUCCCCCAGGAGCCCUUCUGGGGGCACCGCCUCCACUUGUGCCCGCCCCCCGGCCUAGUUCCCCACCUCGGGCCCCUGGCCCAGCCCGGGCCGACAGGUGAGGGAAGGGGAGGGGCAGGGGCAAAGCUCCAUCCCCCCUUUUCUUUUGACAAGGUCCUAGGGCUGAGGUUUCAAGCCAGGGCUGAAGGGCAGAGGUCAUGACCUCACCAGCCACCUCUGAGGUCAUGGAACCUGGGAGCAGAAGCCCCAACCCCCACAAGAUCAAGCAUCAGUUGGACCUUGGGGUCCUGGGAGGGCUGAGGUCACAAGCCUCUAGAGAGGUGUGUGAGUAUGCGUGUGAGUGUGUGUGUGUACACGAGAGUGGGGGUCGUUUCAGAGGUCAUAGCUGGUGAUCUCCUGAGGUGCACCAUCGCCCCUUCUGAGGGUCCCUAGGCCCUUGGCCUGCUUCCCCAAGGGCUCACUAAGCCAGAGGCCAAAGUGCCCCCCCUCCCCUUCACCUACCACCCAAGUCCUCAUGCCCCCUCAGGGCUGGGGGAGGAGGGGCUAAAGGAAGGGGGGUUCCAUGUACAUAUUUAUCUCCCCUUCCACAUAGCCCCCAGACCUUUUGUACAUUUUUACAGGGGUGCCCCUCCCAAUAAUCCCCCCUUCCUGGUUAAUUAAAUCCUCAGACUGGUGCUGUGUUCCUAGCCUCUGGCCUCUCUGUGGGGGGAGGGGGGAUUGCAGGGGGAAGAGCUGGGAGGGAACAGGUAGGAACCCAGGGCUAACCCCUGGGAAUAUGGGAUCCAGCAGGAGGUGGACCAACAGGGGAAGGGACCUGGGUACCUAGGCUAGAAAGAAGUGCAAAUGCUUCCUGCUUGGCUGACAGCCCAGGUUCCCCCCACCUGUUCCUGUUACCUCUGUGUGCCCCCAUCCCUCAAGGCUCAACCUCUAAGCUUCAGUCUCCACCACUUAGUGGCUUGGUUCCCCCUCUCUAUUUCCAAGUGCCCCCCAGGACUCCUGGGCCCUGCUCUCCAGAAGCCUGUUCCCUGGAACCCUGCCCCAGGCUAAGGGGGGACCGGAGAAGGUCACCAUGUACCACACACCAAAGAAGGGGGUGGGCCCAGGGGUGGGCCACAUAGGCAGCUUCUUCAGCAGCCUCUUGGCAGCAGCCCCAGCCUUCCCAAAGCAGCAGGUGCCCCCAGGCUGGGGCCCACCCUAGAAGGCAGGGGUCAGUUUAACAAGAACAUAACGUUGACUUUUUUUCCCCGGUGGGGCUUAUUCUGUAACAUGACUUGCGGAUAUUUAUAUAAAAACGAGUGUUACAAUGAG
Camelus dromedarius (Arabian camel) is the source of this 5301-nucleotide messenger RNA. It is a transcript of the gene FBRS, whose product is annotated as fibrosin. NCBI's taxonomy places the organism in Eukaryota, Metazoa, Chordata, Mammalia, Artiodactyla, Camelidae. The transcript has 18 exons. Bases 1158 to 4094 code for a protein of 978 amino acids. The record is from RefSeq and is a predicted model, not a curated record.